UGACUGACUGCACUGUGUUUUGGCACUGUGAAGGACAUUGGGUGUAAUUUCGUGUUCACCCCCUUACGACGGAGUGUAGAGGAUGAACGUGACAACAGGACAAUUUUCUCGUUUGACCCGGGACAGGCCAACCUCGAUUAGUCGCUCUACGCGCCGAGUGAUUAUGCAGCAUUACGGCUCACCUAUACUCAUUAUACACUCACACCUGAUUCUAUAGGCCCCUUUUCCUGACCUGACACGAUUGCACCUUUUAUCUGUCAUCGGUGACAAAACCUAACCCUCCAGGGCAAUUACCUCGUGGCUGUGCAAGUCGAUGUCCCCGACCAUGUAAACGUCUGUCUACUAUUUUAGGGCAAAAGCUGGGGGAAAGCGAGAGGGAGGCGUUUCUCACUUAAUAACUCAACAACAUGCUCCAACAGCCCACCCACGCUUAUGGGCUCAGAGCUCUGAGCAGUUUCCAUGACUGCCUAGAGGGCUCGAAGAGGGUAGCAACCGAUCAUAAUGAGGACAACACCACAGCCAUUCUGCGUGACUGGCUUGUCAAGGUGCAGAAAUUUUACCACAAUGUGGAAUGGAGGCCAAAAGAGGAACCCAGACGUUAUGCCGAUGAAGAUGGUCCAAAGCAGUGGACAGACCUCCGUUAUGAGCAUGUCAUGAAGCUUCGGCAAGUAGCACUGGAGUCAGCUCGCGAGAUGUGGGCGGACUACUUUAUGUUGGUGGACUGUGAUAACCUCCUCACCAAUCCCAACGUGCUCUGGAAGCUCAUGAAAGAGAAUAAAACCAUUAUCGCUCCGAUGCUUGAAUCCCGUGCGGCCUAUUCAAACUUUUGGUGUGGAAUGACCUCGCAGGGUUACUAUAGGCGCACCCCUGCCUACAUACCCAUGAGGAAGCAGGUGCGUAGGGGCUGUUUUGCUGUGCCCAUGGUCCACUCCACCUUCCUGAUAGACCUCAGGAAAGAGGCAUCCAGGCAGCUGGCCUUUCACCCACCGCACCCAGAUUACAGCUGGGCUUUUGAUGACAUCAUUGUGUUUGCCUUCUCUGCUCGGAUGGCAGAUGUUCAAAUGUUCGUAUGUAACAAAGAGACCUAUGGUUACUUCCCUGUGCCCCUUCGAUCCCAUAAUACUUUGCAAGAUGAAACUGACAGCUUCAUGCACUCCCUGCUGGAGGUUAAUGUGCGAAAUUCCCCAGUGAUGCCUUCCAAAUACAUACGCGUUCCUAGAAAACAACCUGACAAACUGGGCUUUGAUGAGGUGUUCAUGAUAAACUUGCAGAGGCGGACUGACCGCCGAGAUCGUAUGCUGAGGACAUUGUACGAGCAGGAGAUUGCUUGUAAGAUCAUUGCAGCUGUAGAUGGAAAAGCGAUGAAUGUCAGUGAAAUUCAUGCCCUGGGCAUCCACAUGCUCCCUGGAUACAGUGACCCCUAUCACGGGCGCCCACUGACAAAAGGAGAGCUGGGAUGCUUCCUGUCCCACUAUAAAAUCUGGAAAGAGGUUGUGGAGCGGCGCCUCUACACCUCUCUUGUGAUUGAAGACGACCUGCGCUUCGAGAUCUUCUUCAAACGUCGCUUGAUGAACUUGAUGAGUGAGGUGAAGGAUGAAGGACUGGACUGGGAUCUCAUUUAUAUCGGUCGGAAGAGAAUGCAAGUGGAUCACCCAGAGAAAGCCGUGCCUAAUAUACACAAUUUAGUGGAAGCAGACUAUUCAUAUUGGACACUAGGUUAUAUGAUAUCAUUACAAGGUGCUGAGAAGCUUUUGAAAGCAGAACCACUAAAGAGGAUUUUGCCAGUGGAUGAGUUUCUUCCUAUCAUGUACAAUAAACAUCCCGUAUCUGAUUAUAUGGAACAGUUUGAAACCAGGGACCUGAAGGCUUUUUCCGCAGAGCCUCUUCUGGUGUAUCCGACGCACUACACGGGCGACCCAGGCUACAUCAGCGACACUGAGACCUCCACAGUGUGGGACAAUGACAAGGUCCGUACGGACUGGGACAGAGCGCGCUCAGGAAAAACUCAGGAGCAGGCUGAGAUCAGCACUGAGGCCCAGAACUCAGAUGUACUACAGUCCCCUUUGGACAGUACAGCACGGGACGAGCUAUGAGAGGAGCUGAACAAGAACCUUGGAAAAAUUCAGAGGUGCAUAGGGCAAACUACCUUAGUUUUUUAAUCAUGUUUCAUCUUUGAUACUUUUGAUUUUGCAUCACAGUAGGGAUGUGACAUCAGAGUUUGUAGAAAGAUUUAAUUUAUCCAGAUGGGACAAGUUAAAAAGGGAUCAGGUGUGUCUUAUGUUUACCGUCAUGUUGUCCAUUUGUAGUUUUUACUUGAUAAAGGCACUAGACUUGCCAUUUGGAAUGGCAUUUGCAGUACCCAUUCUCUGUCUGUCAUACAGAAAUUAACGUAUAUUAGCAAAGAAUGCAAUUGGACAGUUUCAUUUUCAGUCACUGGGCAGUUAGCUUUGUCCUAAUUUGACAUUACACUGUGAAAUGCUUUUUUAAAUAGGUUUCUCGAGCCUACAAAUGAAUAAGUCAUUAACCGUACUGUGUCACUGAACAAAAUCAAGACUUGACGGAAGCAUUCAUGUCCUACAUCAACCAGUAUCAUUCUAAAUUCAUUGGUCUCUGCUGUCAAAAGUCAGGGAGGAGAAAUAUCUGCAUGUCUUUUUUUUUUUUUUUUCUUUUAAUCUUUAGUAUUUUCUCUUUGUACAUUUCAUAUUGCUGUGUUUUGAAUAAUCAUUAGCCAAGGCUUAAAUGCUUGCAGCAGAUCCUUGCCAGAGCAACAAAACAGGCAAGAAACAGUUGCUGUCAACUCAGAAUCACUCAGAAUAGAUUUACAGAACCAUUGUAAAAUAUAUGCCAACGCAAGUCCCUAUUCCUGUGUCUCUUGUCACCACAAAUGGAUUGUAUCCACCAACCAGCUCUUGACAGGGUUAUAGGUGAGACAAACCACUAUACACACCUCAGAAUUGAUGGUUUGGGCGGAACAUGGUUAUAUAUGCCCUCUAGUUCCCUCAGAAAGAACCCACCCAACCACAUCCAAACAUACAUCGGCUUCUCCAUCUCUUAAUCAUUCACAGUUAAAUCUGAGUUUGAGCAUUUAGUGUUAGCAAGACUUGAUAAAAGGCCCUUACAAAAGAGAACGUGUGAAGUUUGGGUCAUAUUGCUUGUACAUAUUUAUUCUGUCGUCGUUUCUGCCUUACAUGGCUACACCAAAUCUCCCUAGAAGUUGAUUUCUUCAAGGUAUUAAUGGGAGGUAUUCAUCUGCUGAUUUUGCACAGAAAUGUUAGUGGUGCAUUGUGCCAACAAAAAAUAAAAUGUUUUAU
Molecule: messenger RNA, 3311 nt
Organism: Xiphias gladius (swordfish)
Lineage: Eukaryota; Metazoa; Chordata; Actinopteri; Istiophoriformes; Xiphiidae
Gene: colgalt1a
Product: collagen beta(1-O)galactosyltransferase 1a
Exons: 12
Coding region: 408-2093 (561 amino acids)
Molecular function (GO): procollagen galactosyltransferase activity
Source: RefSeq, a predicted model, not a curated record